AUGGAGACCAAAAUAUUCAAAUGGAAACUUCCGAAUUUAUCCAACUUGCACGACGGAAUGCUUCUGGAGUCAAAUGAAUUCCUCGUCGGUGGUUGUGCUUGGUUUGUAGUCCCUACGUUACCGUACCUAGUCUCCUUUCUCGACCGGUCAACCGACACUUUCUAUUUGACUGCUCCGGCGACCCUUUUCUCUGUUUUCCGUUUGAGCAGGAAGAUUGUUGCAAGGAUAGAAUCUCCGGUAUUUUUGAUCGGCAAAGAGUCGGAGAAUGAGUGUGAAGUGGAAAUUGAUCUCUCUUUGGAUUUGGAUUGUUGCUCCGGUCCAGUAUCAAGCGCCAGUCGUGGUCGGAAAAUAUAUGCCGAGUACACCUUCACCGUCAUCAACAUGGCCGAUGGCUACUCCUUAACUGACGGUGGCAAAAGGCAUUUCAAAGUGGGUGGGGAAAGCUGGGGAUCCCCAACUCUCUUCCAAGGAUUGACCUAUGAUGAGGACAUUAUAGUCGUUGAAGCUCAAGUUUCAACAUUGUCAUCUGUGCCACCAAAGUCGACAAAGCAACCUGGUAGAGAUUCAUCAUCAAAAAAGAGAAAGCAACCUGAAGGAAGAAACCCUCCACCUCUUGCAUUAGUCUCGCCCAAUGUUGCUCGAACCACAACCAUGACGGGUUCACUGGUGCCUUUGUCAAGCUUGCAACUGACCACAAGGAACCUAAUAGCUCAACUCUCACCAUUGAUGUGUAGUGGAUCAAAACUCACUACUCCAGCUGGAGCUUGUCUGCCGCAACAGGACAGGAGAAAACUGGUCACCUUCUUCGAGAUGACGGUGGAGGCCAUCUUGAAAGCCAAUGCGUUCGAUGAUGUCGAGAAAAUCGUCAGGAAAAUGGCUGAUUAUCAGCUCAUGCCAACUGACCAUCAUCAUCCGCUAAAGAACAUGCUAUCCCGUCUGGCGGAGUUUAAGGAUGCCAUCCCUGCCUCUCUGACCAUGAUUGAAAGUUGCAGUGCCAUUGAGACGUCGAGAGCAAGGAAUGUUAAGGAUUUGGAAAGGAGGCUGGCUCAGAAGCAAAAGGAGCUGAGUGUUUUGGAAUCGGAAGUCUCGAGGCUUGGUGUAGAAGAGGCGAAGCUGGAGGCCCAGAUUCGGGCUCUCGUUGCCUUUAAAGAGAAAAUGGCUGGUGCUAGGGCUGCAAGGGAAUCUGAACUGGUGAAGAUCAACGGAGAGGCCACCAGGGAAGUAGAAGAACUGAAGAGGCAGGUGCACGAAUGUAACCAAGCUGGUGAGAGUAAGAUGGUGGCCAAAGAGAAACUCGCCCAGUUCAAUGCAAGUUGGAAGCUCUUCAGAGACUACUUGGGGUUUUAGUGGUUAGUAAUAGAACAAGGAAAAUUUUAGAUUACUGAAAUCUGGCUGAGUCGCGGACGUCGCUCUGUUUGAAUCGUUUGCGGCACUAUGUUCUAC
This is a messenger RNA of Linum tenue, 1443 nucleotides long. Lineage: Eukaryota; Viridiplantae; Streptophyta; Magnoliopsida; Malpighiales; Linaceae. The record is from the annotation of a GenBank genome assembly.